Molecule: messenger RNA, 357 nt
Organism: Merops nubicus (carmine bee-eater)
Lineage: Eukaryota; Metazoa; Chordata; Aves; Coraciiformes; Meropidae
Gene: MRPL17
Product: mitochondrial ribosomal protein L17
Exons: 2
Biological process (GO): translation
Cellular component (GO): mitochondrial large ribosomal subunit; ribosome
Molecular function (GO): structural constituent of ribosome
Source: RefSeq, a predicted model, not a curated record
CCUUCCUCCCCACAGCUCAUCGACUACGCCAAGCUGGGCGACACCAACGAGCGCGCCAUGCGCAUGGCGAAUUUCUGGCUGACGGAGAAGGACCUCAUCCACAAGCUGUUCAAGGUGCUGGCACCCCGAUUCCAGCCCCACCCCGGAAGCUACACCCGCCUUCUGCAUAUCCCUAACCGGGAUAGCCUUGACCGCGCCAAAAUGGCAGUCAUCGAGCUCAAGGGCAACCCCUACCCGCCGCUCAUCCGCCCACAGCGCGACUCGGAGAAGACGCUGCUCAACCAGCUCCUAAAGGGCUACCGGGAGGACGUGCGGCAGGCAGCAGCCUCCCAGGCCCCUGAGGGCACCCCUCUUUAA